CUGGGUCAUGGGGCACAAGACACCCUCACAGCUCGCUGGGAAAUGGCAAGUGCUGUGCAUGUUGUCCUUGUGCUGCUGGGGCUGGGUGUCUGGGCAGCUUCGUUACUCUGUGGUGGAGGAGUCCGAGCCGGGGACGCUGGUGGGGAACGUUGCUCAGGAUCUAGGCUUAAAGGUGACAGAUCUGUUGAGCCGCCGGCUGCGGUUGGGCACUGAGGAGAAUGGGCAAUAUUUUUCCCUGAGCUUGAUGAGUGGUGCUCUGGCAGUGAAUCAGAAAAUUGACCGAGAGAGCCUGUGUGCAGCCAGCACCAGCUGCCUGCUGCCAGUACAGGUGGUGACCGAACACCCCCUGGAACUAAUCCGUGUAGAGGUGGAAAUCCUGGAUCUCAAUGACAACUCUCCGAGCUUUGCCACCCCUGAGCGAGAGAUACGCAUCUCAGAGUCAGCUGCUCUGGGGGCACGGUUCCCACUGGAUAGUGCCCAGGAUCCCGAUGUGGGCACCAAUACUGUGAGCUUCUAUACUCUAAGCCCUAGCAGCCACUUUUCUCUGAAUGUGAAGACCCUAAAAGAUGGGAAGCUGUUCCCAGAAUUGGUGCUGGAGCAGCAGCUAGACCGUGAAACCCAGGCAAGACAUCAGCUGGUGCUCACUGCUGUGGAUGGGGGCAUCCCAGCCCGCUCAGGGACCACCCUUAUCUCAGUCACUGUGCUGGAUAUCAACGAUAAUGCUCCAGCCUUCCAGUCCUCAGUUCUACGUGUGGGACUCCCAGAGAAUGCACCCGUGGGUACGUUGCUGCUCCGCCUCAAUGCCACUGACCCAGACGAGGGCACUAAUGGCCAACUAGACUAUUCUUUUGGAGACCAUACAUCUGAGGCAGUGCGGAACCUCUUUGGCCUAGACCCUAGCAGUGGAGCAAUCCAUGUGUUGGGUCCCAUUGACUUCGAGGAGUCAAGUUUUUAUGAAAUUCAUGCAAGAGCCCGUGACCAGGGACAGCCAGCCAUGGAAGGCCACUGUGUGAUUCAAGUGGAUGUGGGGGAUGCCAAUGACAAUGCCCCAGAGGUACUACUGGCCUCUUUGGUCAACCCUGUCCUGGAGAGCACACCAGUGGGCACAGUAGUGGGAUUGUUUAAUGUGCGGGACCGAGACUCAGGGAGAAAUGGUGAAGUGAGCCUCGAUCUCUCUCCAGACCUGCCAUUUCAGAUUAAGCCUUCUGAGAACCACUACUCACUCCUAACCAGCCAGCCUUUGGACCGUGAGGCCACAUCCCACUAUAUCAUUGAGCUGCUGGCCCAUGAUGAGGGCUCGCCUCCCUUGCACGCACAUCUCACCAUCAGGCUCAACAUUUCAGAUGUAAAUGACAACGCACCCUACUUCACUCAGCAGCUCUACACGGCUUACAUCCCAGAAAACCGGCCUCCAGGCUCCCUUCUCUGCACCGUGGCUGCCUCCGAUCCAGACAUUGGGGAUAAUGCCCGUCUUACCUACUCUAUUGUAGGGAACCAGAUUCAGGGCUCCCCAGCCUCCUCCUUUGUGUAUGUCAACCCCGAGGAUGGGCGGAUCUUUGCCCAGCGUACUUUCGACUACGAACUGCUGCAGAUGCUGCAGAUUGUGGUGGGCGUUCGAGACUCUGGCUCUCCCCCGUUGCACGCCAACACCUCUCUCCACGUGUUUGUCCUGGACCAGAAUGAUAAUGCCCCAACUGUGCUGCACCCUAGACGGGGUCGGGAAUUCUCACUCCCCCAGCGUCUCCCUCGCUCUGCCCCUCCUGGCUCCUUGGUCACCAAGGUGACAGCCGUAGAUGCUGAUGCAGGCCACAAUGCCUGGCUCUCCUAUUCACUGUUGCCACAGUCCACAGCCCCAGGGCUGUUCCUGGUGUCUGCACACACUGGUGAGGUGCGAACAGCCCGGGCCUUACUGGAGGAUGAUGCUGACACCCAGCAGGUGGUGGUCCUGGUGAGGGACAAUGGUGACCCUUCACUCUCCUCCACAGCCACAGUGCUGCUGGUUCUGGAAGAUGAGGACCCUGAGGAAAUGCCCAAAUCCAGGGACUUCCUCACACACCCUCCUGAGCGCUCAGACCUUACCCUUUACCUCAUUGUGGCUCUUGCGGCCACCAGCCUCUUAUCCUUAGUCACCUUCACCUUUCUGUCAGCUAAGUGCCUUCGGGGGGACGGGGACGGGGGUGGGGGUCAGUGCUGCGGGCGCCAGGACUCGCCCUCCCGGGAGUUCUAUAAGCAGUCCAGCCCCAACCUACAGGUGAGCUCAGACGGCACACUCAAGUACAUGGAGGUGACGCUGCGGCCCACAGACUCGCACAGCCAUUGCUACAGGACGUGCUUUUCACCAGCCUCCGACGGCAGUGACUUCACUUUUCUAAGGCCCCUCAGCGUUCAGCAGCCCUCAGCUUUAGCACCGGAGCCCAACGCCUUCCGGUCCCGCUCUGACACGCUGCGGGAGCGGAGCCAGGCUGUGAGUUCUCCGCUAUCCUGUCCUCCAGUCUGUCGUGGUUCCUGCAUCUCGGUGUAGAUUCUGCUGUGUCGAAGAAUGCUGUGACUGAGAGCGGGGCAUCCCUGUGCCCUUCCCAUGGCACCUGCGGAAUGGUGCUGGUGACUCUGUGGUACCUGGGAUGCUAAGUUUCUGGGUUUCCUCACGUCACUGCCACCUGUGAGACCUAAGACAAGCCCCACCCAACACGGAUUGGCGAUUCUCUCAGGCCCAGAGACCCGGCACCAGCGGAUCCCAAAAUGGCGAUGAGACCGGCACCUGGCCCAACAACCAGUUUGACA
This is a messenger RNA of Cervus elaphus (red deer), 2781 nucleotides long. RefSeq names its product protocadherin gamma subfamily C, 5 (gene PCDHGC5). The record is from RefSeq and is a predicted model, not a curated record. Gene Ontology annotation, molecular function: calcium ion binding. The transcript is spliced from 4 exons. Gene Ontology annotation, cellular component: plasma membrane. Bases 8 to 2521 code for a protein of 837 amino acids. NCBI's taxonomy places the organism in Eukaryota, Metazoa, Chordata, Mammalia, Artiodactyla, Cervidae. Gene Ontology annotation, biological process: homophilic cell-cell adhesion.